UAUUCAAACAUCACUAACAUCCCGCCAUUGGCCGUUGAUUCAAGAACUUGGCGAUCGAGAACCGAGAAAUGGGCGAUCAUUUGGCGAGAGGAGAAGAAUACGAGAGGAAAGCAGAGAAGAAGUUGAACAGCUGUGAAUGGUGGGGUUCCAAGUUCGACAAGGUCGAGGGGGCCGCCGAUCUCUUCUUCCAAGCCGCCUAUUGCUUCAAGCUCGCCGAAUCUUGGGACAGAGCUGGAUCAGCUUAUAUGGAGUCAGCAAAGUGUCAGUUAAAGGGUAAAAAUACUUAUGGAGCUAUCCUCACUUUUGUCUUUGCUGCCGAUUGCUACAAGAAAACAUCCUCCAAGGAGGCUAUAACUUGCUUGGAGCAUGCUGUGAAUGUGCUCAUCCAUAUAGGGAGUAUAGGGAGGGCUGCCAGAUAUUACCAGGAUAUUGGUGAGUUAUAUGAGUCUGAGCAGAACCUUGAACGUGCUGUUGACUAUUUUGAGAGGGCAGCUGACCUCUUCCAAAGUGAAGAAUUGAUUCUGUUUGUCCACGAGUGUAAGGAGAAGGUUGCACAGGUUGCAGCUCAACUAGAGCAAUAUCAGAAAGCUACUGAGAUUUAUGAGGAAAUAGCAUUAUAUUAUCUUCAAGAAGGUUUGAAGUUUGCACCGCGAAAACGUCUUCUGCAUGCUGGCCUUUGCCAAGUCUCCAAGGUCGAUAUAGUUGCUAUAGAAAAUGCAUUGGCAUGCUAUCAGGAACUUGAUCCAACUUUCUCCGAAACACAUGAAUGCAGAUUCCUAAAGGACCUCGCUGAUGCAAUUGACAAAGUAGAUGCUGUGAAGUUGAGUGAUGCUGUGAAGGAGUUUACCGACAUAACUCCCUUGGAUUCAUGGGAAGCAACUCUUCUGCUGAGGGUAAAGAAAAAGUUGGAGGCCAUGGAAUUGGGAAUGAAUAUCUCAGAUGAUUCUUCCUUGUUACUUUGAUAGCUUUUCAUCUUUUAACCGUCUCUGUCUAUUUUAGUUUGUUGAGAUAGCUUGGCUUUCUUGAUAUUUUCUUUUCCUCUUGGGGCUUCUAUUUGCAAAUAUGUGCUUGAUAACUCUUAGGAAAAUGAGAGUUGGGCAUGGGACAUGGAACUAUCGGAUCCACACUUUGGACAAUUCAUGUGGGUUAGUACGUGACUAUCAUGACCCGAACCCCGGGUGCCCCCUCGCGCGUGAUGGCGGGUGAUGCUGGCAGGUGAUGCUUGAAGGUGGGUUUAGAGGUAUUUGUUCAAGAGAUAGUCCUCAAAAGUACAUGAUGUUAGAGACGGCUUGAACACAUGAUCAAUGCCAUUUAAUGCUAUGAGGUCCAUUGAUCUAGAA
Eucalyptus grandis is the source of this 1340-nucleotide messenger RNA. Its product is annotated as alpha-soluble NSF attachment protein 2. The record is from RefSeq and is a predicted model, not a curated record. Lineage: Eukaryota; Viridiplantae; Streptophyta; Magnoliopsida; Myrtales; Myrtaceae. Bases 69 to 962 code for a protein of 297 amino acids. Gene Ontology annotation, cellular component: SNARE complex; vacuolar membrane. Gene Ontology annotation, biological process: SNARE complex disassembly; intracellular protein transport. The transcript has 9 exons. Gene Ontology annotation, molecular function: soluble NSF attachment protein activity; syntaxin binding.